Molecule: messenger RNA, 441 nt
Organism: Gastrolobium bilobum
Lineage: Eukaryota; Viridiplantae; Streptophyta; Magnoliopsida; Fabales; Fabaceae
Product: putative calcium-binding protein CML19
Exons: 1
Coding region: 19-441 (140 amino acids)
Molecular function (GO): calcium ion binding
Source: RefSeq, a predicted model, not a curated record
UAUAUACAUAUAUAGACUAUGGACAAGGUGACUCAGUAUGUGCGUGUGUUCAAUCACUUUGAUGAAAAUGGAGAUGGCAGGAUAUCACCGUCGGAGUUGCGGCAAUGCGUAGUGGCGAUCGGGGGCAAGUUGUCGCCCGAGGAGGCAGAGGCCGCGGUGGAGCUUCUGGACUUGGAUGAGGAUGGGUUGGUGGGGUUGGAUGAUUUUGUGAGGUUUGUGGAGGGAGGGAAAGAGGAAGAGAUAGUGAAUGACCUAAGAGAGGCUUUUAAGAUGUAUGAAAUGGAAGGGUGUGGUUGUAUCACACCAAAGAGUCUCAAAAGGAUGCUUGGGAAAUUGGGUGAGUGUAAGAGUCUAGAAGAGUGUCAAGCUAUGAUAGCUAGAUUUGAUCUUGAUGGAGAUGGGGUACUCAAUUUUGAUGAAUUUAAGGUCAUGAUGCUGUAA